AUUCAAGUCCUUAGAACUGUUUUAAUUGUUGCGAUUACAUUAAACCAAAGUAUGCGAAUUUAUUUAGGUAAUUGCAUUUGAUCGAUACAGCCGGGACACACUGCUUGCAGAAGCAGUUUACUCAUUAAAGGAUGCAGAUUUACUACAGAAAGACUUGGUGAAGGUAGAAUUAAAAUUAGGAAGUCGGGGCGAAGUAAGCGAUCAGGAUCGUGGCCAGGUAUUACUAUCACUAUGUUAUCAGCCAAGCACUCACCGAAUGACAAUGGUUUUGAUCAAAGCAAAAGGUUUACCAAAAUUGGAUAUUACUGGAAUGGCAGAUCCUUAUAUCAAAAUUUACUUGCUAUACAAAGGGCAACGGAUUUCCAAGAGAAAAAGUCACGUGAAGAAACGUACACUCUCACCAGUGUACAAUGAAUCAUAUGUUUUCGAGUUGCCAUGCACUGAUGAGGAUGACUUGAAUAAUGUUGAAUUUGAAAUUUAUGCCAUGGAUUGGGAUCGUUUAACAAAAAAUGAGGUUAUGGGCAAAUGUAAAAUUGGUCCUGAUGAUGAACACUGGCUUCAAGUACGAAAUCAUCCACGACGCCAAAUUGCCGAAUGGCAUCAACUGUCUUUAUAA
Messenger RNA from Thelazia callipaeda (thelaziosis nematode), 616 nucleotides. Lineage: Eukaryota; Metazoa; Nematoda; Chromadorea; Rhabditida; Thelaziidae. The record is from the annotation of a GenBank genome assembly.